AUGGAUGUCCCAAGACCAGAUGGUAUUGCUGAUAAAUUGGGUUUAAUUGUAUUAGAUGAGCCAUGUGCUAAACAGUCAGACCCAACAGUCUUGGAUUUACAGCUUCGAGCUAUAUCAAAAGAAACUACUUUUAAAUCAGUUACAGUGAAAACUUUAGAAAAUGCUGAUAAGCGUCCUAAAGAAAUUGAUGCUUGGAUUAAUAGUAUCUCGAAUCUCCAUAGAUCAAAGCCCCCACCAACAGUUCAUUAUUCUAGGUUUGUUUUGUAAAGUGUUUAUUUUUUG
Messenger RNA from Stegodyphus dumicola, 282 nucleotides. RefSeq names its product intraflagellar transport 46 (gene IFT46). Gene Ontology annotation, biological process: cilium assembly; intraciliary transport. NCBI's taxonomy places the organism in Eukaryota, Metazoa, Arthropoda, Arachnida, Araneae, Eresidae. The record is from RefSeq and is a predicted model, not a curated record. Gene Ontology annotation, cellular component: microtubule organizing center; motile cilium; intraciliary transport particle B.